This is a messenger RNA of Exophiala spinifera, 1191 nucleotides long. RefSeq lists its product as uncharacterized. The record is from RefSeq and is a predicted model, not a curated record. NCBI's taxonomy places the organism in Eukaryota, Fungi, Ascomycota, Eurotiomycetes, Chaetothyriales, Herpotrichiellaceae. The transcript has 2 exons. Bases 1 to 1191 code for a protein of 396 amino acids.
AUGAUCAGACACAGCAUCAAGAAGCGAUGGCAAAAGCUAGGGGUCUGGAAUUCGAAAUGGGGAGUUCCCACCGGCGAGUUAGGUGGGUUUGGGAACAAUGACGGCCCAAAAUCCUGGGAGUGGGAAUCGCUCUCUCAAGCCAGAGAAUCGGCUGAAAGUCGGGCGAUUCGACUGCAUCUUCAAAGACAAGGUCGUGAGAAUGAAAAUCUGACACCACAACUACAGGAAGUUGGUGAUACACCUGACAUACAGGUGGACGAUCGUGAGUCUCUGAUUACGAGUCGGCCUUGGUUCUUGUGGGCACUGGAGGUUGCAGAGGAAGCAGUGAGGCUGCAGCGCAACCCAAAGCAGUCGAAGAUCGAAGCUUAUGAGCCCGCACCUGGAGUAAUAAUAUGCCUCGAGAUUGGCUGGAUGGAUGGAGCGACUUGCCUGGUUGGAAGUGGAAAGAUGAGUCACCAUCGCCAGAACCCUCCAGAUCCGGACGAGAUGGAGUUUACUCCGUCUGAGAUUGAUGCAUCGGAAGCGAUACGGCCAUCUACGCCGCAACCGCAACCCAAGUCGGCACACCCUGAACGUCGGCCCCCAUCACCUACUGCUCAUCCUGUCAGGUCUCUUUUCUGGAAUAGCUUGAACGCAGCAUCGCCCUGUUCAACAGAGCCAACUGCAAAUUCCCUCACAGACAAUGAAAUAUACGCAGAGUCGGCACAGCCAUUGUUACAGGACUACGCUGAGACUCCGUCUCGCACAGAACAAAGGCCGCAGUCGUCCCCUGCGACAUUACGCAAACAGCAGCGUCGGCAUACGACGCAUCGUCAUCUCACAGGUUCGAACACUCGUGUGACUCGCUCAACGAGACUGGUCGAAGUCCCCAAGAAACCUACACGAAAGCAACGAACAUCUCAAGCUCCCACCUCUGAAACCUCCAAACUAGCUCCAUUACCCCGCCGGAGUCCUAGAAUCGCGAAACGAGACCGUCACCAAAAAGAUGCGGCAGCUCAAUCGGAUGCUGUGAAAGCUUCAGCCAUAGCCAAAGUAAUACAACAGUCACAGCUGGAUGAAGACAUAGAAGAGACCUUAAGUUGCGCAAAAAGGACAAAGAAUGGCCAACUCAAGCAAAGACAUCCGCGAAAAUCUUCGACACCGCUAGGCGCCACCAAGCGAAUGGCUCGUUCAAGGAAUGUGAAUGCUUGA